UUGCGAAAACAGUGGUAUUCGCCUCCAGUAUCAAACAAUGACAAAUAUUUAACAACAAAUCGUUCAGAGAUGAAAAGGGGUUCGCGUGAUGAAGGUGAUGAAGAGCAAACAGACGCGUUUUGGAGAGGAUUAUUUCUGUAGCGGUCCGCGUUUGGUCUCUUAGCUCGUCGGAAGAGGAGGGUUUUCCCCCUGAUUCUGGUUAUACUGUAAAGCCACACGAUUCUCAGAUCGUUACUUCGGAGGUCGGAGGCUUUUCGUCCUCACCACCACCAUCAUCAUCAUCAUCAUCAUCAUCAUCACGUCUGUGAUCAUGUGGAGCUCGUCUGCGUGACCCCUGCAACACCAACAUAGUGGAGACAGGUCCUCUUUAAACAGACUCAGAGGAGGUGGACAAAAACAUUCAUACAACGGAAAAGAAAUUGUCUACUUUACAGCUUUUGUGAAUGCACACAUGGGGACUGAGGAUUUCCAUGUCAUUUAUUGCCUAACCGGAUGAAAGCGCAGGAAAAAACUCAUCCAAGAGCAAGAUGCCUAUCAUUAGUACGAAAUGAUUCGUUUCAGGCUGCUGUUGUCCUUAAUGGGUUUUAUGAUGAGAAGAUGGAAGGUGUUGGUGGUGCUGAACGUGUUUGCAGUAGCAGGCUUCUUCACUUUUUGGAGCAAGUGUGAUGUAAGGCUGAACAAAACUGUUAACGGUCACAAUCGCCUCAAUGGAUCUUCUUCAGACUCAAGCAUCAGUCAUGAGAUCCUACUGAAGAGGCUUGGCUCAUUGGAAGAUGUAGUCUACAAAGAGCUAAAUGGUUUGUCCAAAUCACUUGGGCUUAUUGAGGGCUUCAAAGGCCAAGGCAAAGGUGGCUUUUCUGCCACACUGACUCCCGAGGAGGAAAAGCAAGCCGAAUACCUGCAGGAGAAGUACGGCUACAAUGCAUUCCUUAGUGACCGGAUUUCCCUGGACAGGUCCAUCCCAGACUAUCGGCCCAGCAAGUGCAAAACCAUGUUUUAUCCCAGAGACCUGCCUCAGAUCUCCCUUAUCUUCAUCUUUGUGAACGAGGCGCUGUCAGUGAUCCUGCGAUCUGUGCACUCAGCUGUCAAUUACACUCCACCUCACCUACUGAAGGAGAUCAUUCUAGUAGACGAUAACAGCGAUGAUGAGCAACUGAAAGGUCCACUUGAAGAAUAUGUCAACAAACGGUACCCAGGACUUGUCAAAAUUGUGCGCAAUCAGAAGCGAGAGGGUCUCAUCCGUGCUCGCAUAGAGGGCUGGAAAAUAGCCACAGCGGAGGUGACAGGCUUUUUCGAUGCCCACGUGGAAUUUACUCCUGUUUGGGCUGAACCUGUUCUAUUCAGAAUUAAGCAAGACCCCAAGAGGAUUAUCCUACCUUCGAUAGACAACAUCAAACACAAAUCAUUUACCCUGGAGCGCUACGAGAACUCAGGACAUGGUUUCAACUGGGAGCUGUGGUGCAUGUACAUCAGUCCCCCGAAACAAUGGUGGGAUGAGGGAGACACUUCUGCACCCAUCAGGACGCCUGCAAUGAUAGGCUGUUCAUUUGUGGUAAACCGACUCUACUUUGGAGAGUUGGGUCUGCUCGACUCAGGCAUGGAGGUCUAUGGUGGAGAAAAUAUAGAGCUUGGAAUAAGGGUUUGGCUAUGUGGGGGCAGUAUGGAGGUCUUGCCAUGCUCUCGGGUGGCACAUGUUGCCAGGACGAAAAAGCCAUACCACAGCAACAUAGCUUUUCAUACAAGGCGCAAUGCAUUGCGUGUGGCUGAAGUAUGGUUGGAUGAGUACAAGUCUAAUGUGUACAUGGCCUGGAACAUUCCAAUGGAGAACCAUGCCAUUGAUUAUGGGGACAUAUCAGAGCGUGUGGCGCUGAGGAAACAUUUGCAGUGUAAAAACUUCGACUGGUACCUUGAUAACAUCUACCCAGAGAUGAGGCGAUACAACAGCACACUGUUUUAUGGAGAAAUUCGUAACUCCAACGUGUCCCAUCUGUGUGUGGAUCAGGGCGUGAAGGAGAACCACACAGCAACCCUUCACCCUUGCCAUGGUUGGAACCCACAGCUUGGCCGAUAUACCAAGGAGGGAUACCUGUUUGUGGGACCUUUGGGAAGCACUGGAGAUGACACCUCCUGUGUGAUUGAUGACACGAUCAACAGCUUCCCUCGGCUUGUCAACUGUGACAAAGUCUCCAACAUAGGACAAAAGACAUGGAACUUUGUACAGAACGACUCUAUCGUGAACCGAGCUACAGGUCGCUGCCUAGAAGUGGUAAAGGCCAACGUGUCCUUCGGCUAUGCGCUGGUGUUAAAGACCUGCACUGGUCAGAGGUGGAACUUCAAAAACACGGUGAGGGAGCAACAGGGUGUCUGAAGGAGUCAGACGCAUCAUAUAAGAAGCCAGAAGUCUUGAAAAAUACUGCAAGGGACUGCUUUCAGCUUUGUGGUCUGACUUCAUUGAUUUAGAUUUUAUAGAGAGUGAACUGCUCUCAGUAGAGGAGUGUGAACAACUAUCAGGAAAUGCUCCACACCCAGUCCUCCGAGUACAGUCCUCUACAGAACAAGAGGUUCUGAUAGAUAUACGUGUUCCUCAAAAAGAGUGGCCAUCGACUAAAAACUUUAAUUAAAAAACGGCCAAAAAAAACUUCAUACUGUAGAACAAUACUGAUUUAAGACGUUUUAUUAACAGCAUUCCAUAUCAAGUAAAGCCUUUUAUUCAUCUAUAUUUAGCUGUUUUUGAUUUGUAACUGUUCUCUUUCUUCUGUUUGAUUUGCCUGUAUAUUUUGCCUAUUACGGAUCUCACGGACUUUUAGUAUUUCUGUUGUUUUGUCUUUCACUAUUCCGAGGAAAAUGCUCAUUUCCAAGCUUUCUUACUGACAGAUGUAAAGUUAAUUUGCUUAGCUUUUACUGUUUGUUGUAAUAUUUAUUGUUUUUAUUUAAUAUUACAGCCCAGUAAUUAAGACAUUCCUUUUUUUUUUAUGUACCAGAAUUUGAUAGUGAGUGGCUUGAAAACUCGGUAGCAUGACCUCUUAAUAUGCAAAUGGUAAAUAAUAAUUCUACUGUAGAGUUAAAUCUGUGUAGGUUUAUUAAGAUAUAGUAGGUAAGAUUUUUUGAAUUCUAGAGUGGGUGUAAUAAGACGUGUAAAUGAAUGCUGCUGGUUCUCAAGGUCAAAUGGUUUGGUGAUGGAAAUUCUCCAAUGCUGUCUUCCAUUAAAUUAAAAUGAUGAUUUAAAUAAAAUAAUGAA
This is a messenger RNA of Tachysurus vachellii, 3238 nucleotides long. It is a transcript of the gene galnt17, whose product is annotated as polypeptide N-acetylgalactosaminyltransferase 17. NCBI's taxonomy places the organism in Eukaryota, Metazoa, Chordata, Actinopteri, Siluriformes, Bagridae. The record is from RefSeq and is a predicted model, not a curated record. Gene Ontology annotation, cellular component: Golgi apparatus. The transcript is spliced from 12 exons. The coding region runs from base 548 to 2368 and encodes 606 amino acids.